Kwoniella botswanensis is the source of this 1026-nucleotide messenger RNA. RefSeq lists its product as uncharacterized. Lineage: Eukaryota; Fungi; Basidiomycota; Tremellomycetes; Tremellales; Cryptococcaceae. The transcript has a single exon. The coding region runs from base 1 to 1026 and encodes 341 amino acids. The record is from RefSeq and is a predicted model, not a curated record.
AUGAUCACCUCAAGUAGUGCGCUCUCACGUCUACCCACGGAGAUCCUCGCCAACAUUUCCUCCAUCCUCCAACGAUCCCAUUCCUACGGUUCCUUGUCCUCUUUCGGUUGUACGUCCAAGUACUAUAACACAAUCACCACACCUUAUUUGUACAGACAUAUUGAAAUCACAGAAACCCACCUAUCAAGGAUGUUAUACUCCAUCUCAAGCCUUGACAAGCAGACCUCACCCGACUGUGCAUGGCCCAUUGAUUAUCCGAAUUACCCUACCAACCUCCGAUACACCCAUAAGAUCACGUUGAAGAAAUGCGAUUACCCUAAAUCGAUCGAAGAGACCACGGAAAUAUGGGGUUUCCUGAAUGAUGUCAGGUCUGAUAUAUGGUCCAAAUCUCCUUUUAUCGAAUUACAUACCCUGGUGUUAGAUAUCCAAAGCAAGGAUAAAUGGGCUCAGUCUUUCAUUAGGUCUAUCAAGCUGUUAGGUCAGUUCGUAACGAGGGGAAUCAAGCAUCUAUAUGUUAUGUUCGAAGAUACUCAGGAAUCCGCAAUACCGGUGCAGGAUAAUUCCGAAUGGAUCAAGUGGAUUGGCCCUUUCUCAGAUCAUUCAACGAAAGUUUACAUACAACAUACGCAAUUUAGCUCAUUCCCCCUAUAUCAUCAUCAAUUCAACUACGAGACGAUGAAUAUUCAACUACCGUACAUGCAAGAUUCACUCGAAGAAGGGAUUCUCAAGGCCGAGUUUUAUAGAAGCAUUAUAAGAGCCGCAAGAUCAAACCCUGCAGAUAGUCGUAUUGUUAAAUCUCUCAAAGUUGAUAUACCGAAAGCUCCCUCGGAUUAUAACAAUACCAAGGUGAAGCCCUUCGUAUCAGAAUUAAAUGCAUGGAUCGAUCGAUCCGUUCAAUAUGAUAUAACGGAUCGGACACUGGCACAUAGAUUCCUGGAUGAUAUUCAAUGGGUAUGUGGGGAAGAUGCAGUUAAGGAAGAAGAGGGAUGUAGCAUCUGCAAGGGUGACUCGGAAGUUUGCUAUUGA